Messenger RNA from Oncorhynchus masou masou (cherry salmon), 3799 nucleotides. RefSeq names its product SLC35A4 upstream open reading frame protein-like. NCBI's taxonomy places the organism in Eukaryota, Metazoa, Chordata, Actinopteri, Salmoniformes, Salmonidae. The transcript has 3 exons. Bases 91 to 387 code for a protein of 98 amino acids. The record is from RefSeq and is a predicted model, not a curated record.
CACCACACAUGACUUUUAGUCACACAUAUUUUAGCAGGGAAGAAAAUCGAGCCCAGUCAAUAAUCAGCACCACAAGCAUUGAUUAAAGACAUGGCGGACGACAAGCUAAAGGAUCUGGCAGAGCUCAAGGACCAGCUAGAGGACAUUCAGCGCCGUGUGGAGAAGGAAGUACAGGCUGGGAUCCCACAGGGUGGCAGUGUGCUGGCCUCUCCUUUCCUCAAGGGCUUCUUGGCAGGGUAUGUUGUGUCUAGGCUGCGAUCCUCUGCGGUUUUGGGCGUGGUCCUUGGGACUUGCACAGGCAUUUUUGCAGCUCAAAACUUUGGCGUGCCCAACAUCGAGGAAACUCUGAAAGACUAUUUCAACACUCUUAAAGGACCCAGCAAGUAGCGGCCCUGGUUUUUGGGGGGAAAUAUGGAGGGGGGGUAUGGAUCUCUGAACCCCUGCCCCAUCAAAAAGAUCCAUUGGACUACCCCACCUCCAAGCCCUCUAUUUUAGAUUGCAGAAUGUUCUGAACUGAGAAAAAAUUAUAUGAUCUGUGUUUGUUAGGAGACAUUUUGGGGGAAACGAAUUACGCAUGAAUUACGCAUUAAGUGUCUUUACAAUCAUCUCUUGCAAUGUGUGCAACAGUCCUGCAGGGACUUUAGUGUAUGUUUUUAUAUUACUGGAAAAAUAACAUUGUUCCUAUUUUAUGCAAUAGAGAUUUUACUUAUUGAAGUAGGUGCUUUAUAGUGGGAGAUCUUAUUUGCCUCUGGUCAGUUUUCUAUUUCGUCUUGCUCGCAGAUCAACCAUAUAACCUUGUUAUACCCAAAUGAUAUGUAUAACCUUUAGUAUCCAGAUUUGAAACAUGACUAAGAUAAUAUUAUAUUAAUAUAUACAAAUAUGUCCCCAGGUAGAUACCAGGUUCUCAACCUAUUUUGGGACUUUUAGGUCACUGUAAGUCUACAGUAUUCACACCCCUUGACUUUUUCCACAUGUAGUUGUGUUACAGCCUGAAUUUAAAAUGGAUUACAUUUGGAUUGUUUUGUCACUGGUCGACACACUACCCCCAUAAUGUCAAAGUGAAAUUACGUUUUUAGAAAUGUGUACAAAUUAAUUAAAAAUGAAAAGCUGAAAUGUCUUCAGUCAAUAAGUAUUCAACCCCUUUGUUAUUGAACGCCUAAAUACGUUCAGGAGUAAAAUAAUAAUAAGUUGCAUGGACUCACUCCGUGUGCAAUACGUUUUCAACAUGAUUUUUGAAUGACUACCUCAUCUCUGUACCCCACACAUACAGAUAAUUGUAAGGUCCCUCAGUCGAGCAGUGAUUUCCAAACACAGAUUCAACCACAAAGACCAGGAACGUUUUCCAAUGCCUCGCAAAGAAGGCCACCUAUUGGCAGAUGCGUAAAAAAAAGAAAAAGCAGACACUGAAUAUGCCUUUGAGCAUAGUGAAGUUAUUAAUUACACUUUGGAUGAUGUAUCAAUACACACAGUGUAUGAAUACAGUGUUAUGUUUGGGGCAAAUCCAUCACUUUACUGAGUACCGCUCUCCACAGCAAUCUUCCCUGUUUUUUGGCUCUGAGCAAAUGUCAGGUCUGCUGAGUGCAAACUUAAACAUUGUGAAAAUUCUGUGCAGGCAAUGUUUGGUGUUCAAUGUAGACCUACAUUCCAUGAGAUUUUUGGAAAAAAAACAUGUUGUGGUGAUUGAUGCAAGAAGACAUUUUACAAAAUAAAAUGCAUUAUUAUUCCCAUACCAUUAUUACAGAGAAUCAGACAAAUUAUGCUUCCCUCUGCCUUUUGGAUACUUAGCUUAUUCAAGCCUGUCUCAAAAUACAACACGACCCCUUUAAGAGGCUCUUUACCUGACAUUCUUUUCAAAGAUGUCUAGAAAUGUACAUGUUUUGUGCUCUUGUAGGAAGCGAUCACUUCCCUAUUGCUGACUACAAAUGACCUAUAACGGGGCUAAUAACUCACUAACUUGCAAAGAGGGGGUCAGGUGUGCAGGCAGCUCGGGCUUUUUGCACACAAUCCAGCCUCUAGGGGUUCACGGCCCUGCAGCGCCCCAACCCAACACACCCCACUCAGCUUUAGGAUCUUAGUAAAACAUUCAUUAUUGGUUUUAUGUGUGUUAGGCCAAGGCCAGAGUGACAACCAACAGUACUGCAGAACCCCAGGGCCAGGACUGAGCAGCCUAGCAGCUAGGGAUUGCCUAAAUAGGUGUCUACCCUGAUGUGGGCAUGAUUUCAAUACAGACUCUUUUUGUCGUACAGUAUUCCACCUAGACGUUAUGAAAGUUGGCACAGUAUUUCCUUAAUCUUGUAAUAAAUCAAAUCUAGUGAUACAUAAUUUGACAUUUCAGCCAUCCAUUAUGGGAGGAUAACCAACCUUCCAAUUAAUGACAAUACAUUUCUUAGCCGCUACAAAUGCUAGAUUACACAUUUUCUACUGAUAACAGUCUCAUUAUCAACAUUUUCAAGCAAACAAAAACAGGCAGAAUCUGUAGACAUGCAGAGAUGACAGAACAUACUCUUUGCCAGAAUUCAGCCAGAAUUCACAAGACCACAAGGUAGCCUAGUGGUUAGAGCAUUGGGCCAGUAACCGUAAAGGUUGCUAGAUUGAAUCCCCAAGCUGACAAGGUAAAAAUAUGUUGUUCUGCCUCUGAACAAGGCAGUUAACCCACUGUUUCUAGGCUGUCAUUGUAAAAAAGAAUUUGUUCUUAACUGACUUUACUAGUUAAAUAACAAAAAAUAUAAAUAACAUAUACAAAUAUGUCCCCUUUUGUGUUUUACCCCUCCAGCAGAAUAAUUACAUUUCUGAGUGCAUGUGUUACCGAUGUGAAAUGGCUAGCUAGUUAGCGUUGGUGCGCGCUAAUAGCAUUUCAAUCGGUGACGUCACUCGCUCUGAGACCUUGAAGUAGUUGUUCCCCUUGCUCUGCAAGGGCUGUGGCUUUUGUGGCGUGAUGGGUAAUGAUGCUUCGUGGGUGUCAGUUGUUGAUGUGUGCCGAGGAUCCCUGGUUCGAGCCCAGGUAGGGGCGAGGAGAGGGACGGAAGCUAAACUGUUACACAUGAUAUUCAGUUUAACUGGUAUAUAGUUAGUUCUAUGGAUGGUCUUAAACUGCAGUAAUUUAUGUCUGAGAUUAUAUGAACAUGGCUGGGCAUUCUAACAUAUAUCCAUUCAUCAUCAUCAAUAGCGUCUUCCUCACAUUUUUGUUUGACAUGUUUUGUGUCAUCGGGAAAAGCCUCUAUCAACCCUUGAUACAAUUUGAAAGUCAACUUCGAGGUUUGUCAGACUACCUUAAAAUAGUUUCAAUCUUGGAAACUUCUUGCUUGUCCAGUGUUUACUGCGCAGAGAAUAAAGUGUUGCAUUUGCAAAAGUUUCCUGGCUACCUGACCCUGAUGAGACCCCUGUCACCAUCUGAUCCUGCUCAGAUGAGGAAUGACAAAGCAUUACCUUGGUGUACAUUAUAUUAUCCAAGAUCAAUCAUUGAAGUUACCAUUAUUCACAGAUCCUAGACUGUAGCUACCCAUCAACCCAAGAUGGAACUUUGUAUCCAUCUUGGGUUGAUCCAUCCACUGAUUGUUAUAAUGUACUGCAAAAUUCACCUAAACUCCUUAGUUUGGUCUUCCCUGGCUGUCUGACCCUGCUGGAACACCCGUCACCAUCCGAUCCUGCUAAGACAUGAUGAGCACAGUGUUGUGUACUGACUGUGCACCAUGACAGUGACGCCUGUAGAACUGUUUAUCCCAUGUCAGUUUGAAAAGUAGGGAAUUAGCUAGGAAAACUGAAGAUCAACAAUGUUACAUUGCUAUACUGACUAAUAAAA